Messenger RNA from Triplophysa dalaica, 3463 nucleotides. It is a transcript of the gene acap1, whose product is annotated as ArfGAP with coiled-coil, ankyrin repeat and PH domains 1. NCBI's taxonomy places the organism in Eukaryota, Metazoa, Chordata, Actinopteri, Cypriniformes, Nemacheilidae. Bases 392 to 2671 code for a protein of 759 amino acids. Gene Ontology annotation, molecular function: GTPase activator activity; protein binding. Gene Ontology annotation, cellular component: cytoplasm. The record is from RefSeq and is a predicted model, not a curated record. The transcript has 24 exons.
GGGCGGAAAAAGUGUUCGUCUGCGAAAUGCGAAAAGUUUCAGUCCCUCAAGGGAGAUCUGCAAGGAAAUGGUGUUUGAUGAGUUGAAGCGAACAUCGAUAAACCCGUGAAUCUCUGGACAAACAAAUGGAAGAAACACACGAAAUCGGACGUAUAAUAAAAGCGCGCUCUUAAAAUUUCAGGAAGAGUUGGGGCCGUAAUUGUUGGAUGCUAUUUGCUUUCACCAUCCAAUGGAUACUGUUGUAAUUCAUUGUUUCUGAAUGACUCUUGGUGCGGUUCACAAGAUUGAUCUAAAGCAUUGGAUAUACAAAGCUUGAAGAAGAGGUGUAUUAUCCCUUUCUGGGUCCACCACUAAGGAAUUAAAGAGUUGUGUCGUUUCGAAUUCUCACAAGAUGACGGUUAAACUCGACUUUGAAGAGUGCCUGAAAGACUCCCCGAGAUUCAGGGCUGAAAUUGACACUGUGGAGGCUAAUGUUAAUGAAUUAGAGUCAAGACUUGAAAAGUUAGUGAAACAGUGCCACACUAUGCUGGAGACGGGUCGAGUGUAUUGCCAGAACAGUAAAAGCUUUGUAAAUGGGCUGAAAGAGCUGGGACAUCACUGUUCUGAGGACAGCACUAUAGGGGAGUGUUUAGACAAGUUUUCCAAAAAACUGUCAAACAUCCUUGGUGCUCAAGAGGAGGUUAUUGAAACCACACAGAAGUCUGUGAAGUUAAAACUGCAGAAUUUUGUGAAAGACGAUGUGAAACGUUUUAAGGAUGUGCGUAAGGAAUUUGAGCGGAACAGUGAAAACCUGGAGGCAGCAGUGGGCAGGAACGCUCAGGCACCACGGGGAAAACAGCAUGAGGUGGAAGAUGCCAGCAAUAACCUGUUGAGCACAAGGAGAGCAUUCAGAUCAGGAGCACUGGACUAUGUGUUACAGAUUAAUGUAAUAGAGUCAAGGAAGAAGACCGAAAUUCUUAUGGCGAUGCUUUCUCUUAUGGAGGCCCAGGCUCUGUUCUUUCAGCAAGGUUACCAGUCACUCACAGAACUGGAAAACUAUCGCAAGGAGUUGAAGGAUGAGUACACUCAACUGGUCCUGAAUUCUGCAAGAGAGAAAAGAGACAUGGAGCAAAGACAUGCUGCUGUCAAGAAAAAGGACGUGACGUAUGAUGACUCCAUUAUGGACUUCAGCCCAGAUGCACCCAAUGGCAUCGUAAUGGAAGGUUACCUGUACAAAAGAGCUAGCAAUGCUUUCAAAACAUGGAGCAGGCGUUGGUUUUCCAUUCAGAAAAACCAGUUGGUUUACCAAAAAAAACAUAAUGAGCAGCCCACUGUUGUUGUGGAGGACUUGCGUUUAUGCACAGUAAAGCACUGCACUGAACAAGAAAGACGUUUUUGCUUUGAGGUCGUCUCUCCAUCUAAGAGCUGCUUGCUGCAGGCUGAUUCAGAGCGCCAGCAGCAAGGCUGGAUCAAUGCUGUUCAAAACAGCAUAGCCUCAGCGUUCCAAGAGAGAAGAGAUGACACUCUAAGUCCUAGAGAUCGCUGUAGUUCAGUGUCCGGGGGAAAUGUGCGUUUGAGUGGAAGUGGAGGGGAGUCUGAAACUUCUGGUCGGGAGGCGUUGGAAGAGGUGCAGGCCAUUCCGGGGAACAGGCAGUGCUGUGACUGCGGGGAACCAGGACCCGACUGGGCCUCUAUUAAUCUGGGCAUUACAUUGUGCAUCACCUGCUCUGGUAUACACAGGAGUUUAGGUGUCCACUUUUCAAAGGUACGAUCCCUUACGCUGGACUCCUGGGAACCUGAGCUCAUCAAACUCAUGUGUGAGUUAGGAAACGCAGCUAUAAACAAGAUCUAUGAGGCUCGUAUAGAUGAGAUCACCAUCAAGAAGCCCCACCCCUCUAGUCCAAGGCAAGACAAGGAAUCAUGGAUUCGCUCAAAAUAUGUGGAGAAGAAAUUCAUCCACAAGCUCCCGGAGACUGGUAGAGGUCCGCUCCUGCGACGUUCCAGUGCUCGACGUAAUCGAGCAACUACAGAAGACAGACAGACCGCACGACCCGCACUCAAACCGAAACCCACACGAGCCACUCUGCCACGACUUACAGGCUUGACCCCAAGUGACAUAAUGAAGAACAAUUCCAGCGCUCCUAAAGAGAAUGAUGAAGAGGAAGAUCUUAGUGGCCUUCAUCCUGGGGCUUUGCUGUAUCGAUCAGCGGCCAUGCAACAUUUCCCAAUCAUGGCAGACGCUCUAGCGCACGGCGCCGAUGUCAACUGGGUCAACUUGGCGGAAGACAGCAAAACUCCACUAAUACAAGCUGCUAUGGCAAACUCCUUGGCAGCCUGUGAGUUCCUCCUGCAGAACGGAGCUCAUGUUAACCAGGUGGACUCCAAUGGGAAAGGACCACUACACCAUGCUACUAUACUUGGACAUACAGGGCUGGUGUGUCUGUUUCUGAAAAGAGCAGCAGACUACAACGCCAAAGAUAAUGAGGGUAAAGACCCUAUCGGCAUAGCCAUAGAUAAUGCCAAUGCAGACAUCGUCACUCUACUCCGGAUAGCCAAGAUGAACAAGGAGAUGCGGGAGAUGGACGGCACUCCAUCAGGUGACGAUACCUACCAUGACAUCUUCAGGGAUUUCUCACAAAUGGCCUCCAACAACCCAGAGAAGCUUAAACGACGUAGCACCGACAUGAAAUAAACCAUUCGGCCACUAGAUAUCAGUGUUACGCCAUGCGCACACACACACACACACACACACACACUUGCACAUAUCAGAGUACAAGAUAAAGUUCAUUAUGGUUUUCAUGCUGAAUCAUCAUGUGGAGGCCCUAGACAACAUAGAAAACUGUAACCUGCAUUGAAAAGCAGGUUAAUUUGUUUUUUCUGCCUUAAGUGAGAAUUUAAGCGUGAAUCUAAAAAUGCAGGUUUUAACGUAGGCUAUUUAUUCUAGUUUUGGCUUAAGCAUUGUACCUAUAUGGUGCUUAGCAUGUAGUGAACUGAUAUUUACAGUCAAUUGUUUCUGCGGUCAAAAUUGCCAUUAUUUAUCUAAUGAGGGACUUUUGUUCUUCUGAUAAUUUAUAACGGAGCAAGUUUUCAGGUUCAUGCUUAGGAAGUGACAAAUAGCUAAGCAAACCCGAGGUGAAGUUUACCUUUAAAUGCUUUUAAAUUAGAAUUUAAAACAGUGAAUGCAUUUCUGAUUUGAAUGAUUUAAAAUGUAAAUUAAUGUUUUUCCUCUCUUGUUUACUCUUUUCAGAGCCACAGUGUUAACGCAACUUGAAUGUAAACUGUUGUUUGGGUGGGAGAUCUUUUUUAACUUUUCUUUAUAAUAGAAUUGUAUUUCUUCUUGUUUUAAGACUCAAGCAAAACAUUCGAAAAAGGGUUUACUUGCUAUUUUAUAAGUAGGCCUCUGCAAUGUUCUCAGCAACAUUUACUGUACAAAUGAACUACCCUAAAAAUGGUAGAUGUGUAGCUAAAUAAAUAAUACUUCUUA